This is a messenger RNA of Epithele typhae, 2166 nucleotides long. RefSeq lists its product as uncharacterized. The transcript has 2 exons. Lineage: Eukaryota; Fungi; Basidiomycota; Agaricomycetes; Polyporales; Epitheliaceae. The record is from RefSeq and is a predicted model, not a curated record. Gene Ontology annotation, biological process: signal transduction. Bases 1 to 2166 code for a protein of 721 amino acids.
AUGGAAAAUUUACUACUCAAGCUCCAAGCACAGGCAAGAUCGCAUCCAUCCAACCCCGUCCUACGCCGAAUCCUCCCACAAUUUCGUGUUCUCCUGAAUGGAACACGCACAGACUCGCCGGAGGUGAAGACCACUUUUGAGAAUAUUCAGCGCGACCUGGACGUCCUCGCUACGCAAGGAUACUGGGAGCCGUCGAAGGAGGACGAGGACGCAUUACGCCUAUUGAAGAGGCAGCUGGGGCUAUCGCGUGAGCGUGUCCCAGAUGAGCAUGACGCAGACCAACAUGUUGAAUCUGUCCAACCAAGCACCUCUACCCCCAACCACAGCCACCAUUCUACCCCUUCCAAUGCCUAUGUCUCUCGUUCGGUGCCAACAUCCCCCAAACGUGCGGAACAGGUUCGAAACCCCGAUAUAUCCAUCCUUCAACCUCCGCCGUUGUCCACGCCGUUACUUCCGGUAUCGACUCUCACCCCAACUGUGUUGCCCGUAGAGUUGGUCCAAGCCCUCAACCAAGUUUUCUUCCUGCACAUCCUCGCCACCGACCCUGAUCGCGUCCUCCCUCCUGGCAAAUCCUUGUUAUCCGUGAUUUCGGCUCCGCAAGCGAAUUCGCAACAGCGGCACGACGAACUGCCGAAGCUAGAGGAAAGAGUCAAGGAUGUGAUACACAAGGAGUUUUGGAAAGAGGCAUUGGAGGCCCUUUCAAGCCCGUCUCCAGCUGUGCAGCUGCCAAGGCUGGGACUUUUAUAUAGGGAUCUUUUCACCGUCCUUCAACCUCUCUUGCCGCAAACCCAUCCACUCCUGAUCACGCUUUCUCUGCCUCUCUCCCCCACCUCUUCCCCCCUCCGGUCGGCCUUGGUGCAUCUGAGAGAGAUGCUCGGUGCUUUACGGGAGCGCUGUGCACCAGCAAGAGAUGAGCGCAUAGACCGUCUUAUCCGAGAUCUCGACGAACCGAACCAACUGGCGACCACAGAACAACUAGCCGAAUUGGCCAUUAAUACGACUCGGGAGAUUUUGGAGCUAGCGGACGUCAUGAAGGAGGACAUGUCGCAAUUCGUGAUCGGAUCCAUGGAAGAGAAGGAUGUGAAAGUGGUCGUCACCUCCCAAGCAAUGCUCCGCGAGAAGUCGCUCAUCCUCCAGAUGUGGCCACCAAGUCGUCUGGAACCUGCAUGGACGAGGUGGCUGGAUGAACUCGACACCACCACCUACCCGUCUUUGAACUCGGGAGACCCUCACCAUCGACGCUGGCUUCUCCGGUUGGUCCAGGCCCUGGGAGCCAAUUCCCCCGUUACUUGUCCGCUUCCCACCGUCAACAUCCCAGGCUCUGGGUCGUUACCUUGCGCAGAACACGAGCAUGACCCUGACCAUGGCGUCGAGCGUCCUCCGAACACUCUUCCUCCACCCUUCUUCGUGACCUGCCCCGGCUUGCGUCAGAUACAGAACUAUCUCCAAGGUCUGGUUAUCACUGCCGUCCUCCGGUCUCUCGUCCGCUUCCCCCCGCACCGCAUACCCUCUACCUCAUCCACGACAGACCACCCUUGCAGCUUCACACACCGGAUCUGGACACUGCUCAAGGCUGCGGUAGACGGUGAAGCGGGCGCCGAAGCCACCAACAUCGACAACCUCGCCGACGAAGUCAUCCAGGUGCGACGCGAUUGCACAGACCCUGCGCAACCUUGCACCGCCGAGGAAGAGAACACCCUGCGCGCCGCCGUCGACCGCACCCUCCAGCCCCGCGACCCCGUUUUCGUUCUCCUCCAGAAACGCCUCCUGCAAGGGCUUGCUGUCUGGCUCACCUCCGGCCCCGACAGCGGCACCGCCUCACCGAGCUCGCAUACCCCGGCCGACGGCGCGGCGAUGCCGACUACGGUGCACAUGCACACGGGUCGGGAGCGCCCGGGGAAGCGACAGCGGUUCCAGUUCAGCGUCGAGGAUCCGAAGAGCGUCUUCGUUGGGUGGGAGCGACCCCGCGGAAAGGUGCAGGCGAUCAAGGGGUUCGAGGACGAGGUGCUGGUGAAGGAGGUGCAGGGUGUUUUUGAGGAGAUCGCGAAGUCCGUGGACUGGACGAAUCGGGUGUGGCAGGAUAUCGUGGAGACGGGUGAGAUUGGCGGACUGAGCCCGCCUUCGCAGCCUGCUUCGCGGUCGACAUCGGUGGAGAGGAGGCAUUGA